Messenger RNA from Lycium barbarum (goji berry), 1602 nucleotides. Its product is annotated as protein trichome birefringence-like 25. NCBI's taxonomy places the organism in Eukaryota, Viridiplantae, Streptophyta, Magnoliopsida, Solanales, Solanaceae. The coding region runs from base 251 to 1528 and encodes 425 amino acids. The transcript has 3 exons. Gene Ontology annotation, molecular function: O-acetyltransferase activity. Gene Ontology annotation, cellular component: Golgi apparatus. The record is from RefSeq and is a predicted model, not a curated record.
ACGACACCCCUUCCAUUUCUUUUUUUUUCUUUAGUUAACAGUUGGUUGCCAAAAAUACUCAAUUUUAUAAAACCUUUCUUUUUUGCAUUAUUAUUGCACCAUCAUCUUCUUCUUUUUCCUUAUCUUUGUUUUUUAUUUUUUUUUAUUUUUUAUCUUCUUCUAUUUUAUUGUAUGUUGCAGAGACCUUAAUAUACAAGUACUCCUAUUAUACUAUUCCGUCUUUGUGACAACAAGAGCAAAACCAAGAACUAUGAAGCCCCUGAAUAGCAACAACGUUAUGAAAAAACAAUUUUCCUUAGUAUUUGUAAAGUUUGCAGUUUGUUUUCUGUUGUUGGGUCUUGCAUAUCGUCUGUUCUUGUCCAAUUUCGAACAGUUUUCUCAGAUUGAAGUGAAUGAUAUAGCUCUUGCUUCCAACAACACAUUGCCACCACAGGUGACUGUGACUGAGCCUCCAAUGACCGUUGAUCUUCCAGAAAACCGAACUUUGCAAAAUGGAAAAUGUGAUUUAUUUAUAGGAAAUUGGGUUCGAGAUCCCAGUGGACCAGUUUACACGAACACCACUUGCGAUACAAUUGAAUUUCACCAGAACUGUAUGAAAAAUGGGAGACCUGAUACUGAAUAUCUUUACUGGAGAUGGAACCCAAGAGACUGUGACCUACCAAGAUUUAGCCCUAAGAAAUUCCUCAAUUUGAUGCGGAACAAAUCAUUCGCCUUCAUCGGUGAUUCAAUUAUGCGCAAUCAUGUGCAAUCAUUGCUUUGCUUACUCUCACAGGAGGAACAAGGUGAUGCAGUCUACCAUGACAAGCAAUAUAAAAGCAGAAGAUGGUACUUCCCAAACCAUAAUUUUACUCUUUCGGUGAUCUGGUCACCUUUUCUUGCGAAAGCCACUGUUUUCGAAGAUAAUAAUGGAGUUUCAACGGAUAUAACCCAGCUUCAUCUUGACAAACCAGAUGAUGUUUGGACUCAACAAUUUGACAGUUUUGAUUAUGUAUUUAUUGCUGGUGGCAAAUGGUACCUGAAAUCUGCAAUUUACUAUGAGAACAAUUCCAUCGUUGGCUGCCACUACUGCCCUGGUAAGAACAUUACACAGGUGGGAUUUGAGUAUGCAUAUCGCAAAGCAUUGAAUUCGACUAUGAAAUUCAUCACGAGUUUGAAGAACCAAGUGUAUACAUUUUUUAGAACCACUACUCCCGAUCACUUUGAGAACGGUGAAUGGAAUACAGGCGGUUAUUGUAACAGAACAGGGCCUUUCAAAGAAGGUGAGGUUAACAUUGGUUAUGUAGACGAGGUAAUGCGCAAAAUUGAGUUGGAAGAAUUCGAGAGAGCAUCUGAAUUCGGGUUGAACAUGAAAUUGUUUGACACCACCUUAAUUUCACUGAUGAGGCCAGACGGGCAUCCCGGAGUGUACAGACAAUAUCAGCCAUUUGCUAAAGAAAAUAAGAACAAAAAGAUCCAGAAUGAUUGUUUACAUUGGUGUUUACCUGGUCCAAUAGACUCGUGGAACGAUAUAAUGAUGGAAAUGUUGUGACAUUAAAUUUUUUGAUCUUGCUCCCACAAUUGUAAUUGUUCACCUGCAAAGAUGUUACAGACUAUUUCUCACCA